AUGCAGUUAUACAAUGUCUUUGGCUUCCCCAUCGUGCGCGAUCAGCUCAUCGCCAACACGGUCCUCGUCGCAAUCGCAACACUACUCGUGAUAUUGCGUGGUGUCUCCCGUCGACUCCGAAAAACCGGUGCAGGAUGGGAUGAUGCAUUCUGCGUUGCAGGGCUUUUCCACACAUAUGGCAUGCUCGCAAUGCACUACCACUACGCUCGGGUGGGGAUGCGAUACCACAUCACGGAGAUUCCCGCGGAGAAUGCCGUAGUGAUCGCUAAGAUGCUCAUGGUCUACCAGAUCAUCUACUACAAUGCCAUGGUCCUGGCGAAAUUCUCCUAUCUAGCCUUCUACCUGCGCAUCUUUGUGUCCAGGGAAUUCCGCAUCCUGACGUGGACCUGUAUAGGCUUUUCGGCCGCAUACUGGGUUGGGAGUAUGCUGCAGGUUUUCUUGAUCUGCACACCCUUCGCGAGGAACUGGAAUCCUACUCUGCCGGGCCACUGCGCGAAUCAGAACGUGGCAUUUUCGACGAUUGGAGCCUUUAACCUGAUCACCGAUAUGAUCAUCGUGGCGUUGCCAGUUCGCUUUGUCUGGAACCUGAAUAUGUCGGUUGCGACUAAGAUGGGGUUGGUUGGGAUCUUUGGAUUGGGUGCCUUGUUCGCCGUCGCAAAGCAAAGUUCUAACGAGUAUCAUAGUAUUUCCUCCAUCACCAUCAUCCGUAUCCGUGUCCUCACCACGGUUGAUUUCACCGAUCUGUCUUACUCGAUGAUCUGGGCUGCCUUCUGGAGUGUCACGGAGCCUGCUCUUGCCAUUGGAAAUUCUUGCGCACCCAUGCUCCGACCAAUUCUCAAGGCUGCUUUCCCGUCCUUGUUCGGCAGUCAUGAUGGAUACUCGUCGCAACCGUUCACAGGAGGGCCCACCAGCCAGAGCAAAAACAGUACGGUAAAACGGGGGCAUGGCAUGGAUGAGGAGGAUAGCGAAUUUCCCCUCACGCGACUGGAUCAAAUACCAGGGUCGGCGGAUGGAUUGUCGUUGAAUGAUCAGUCGCAAGAUGGGCGCUCACACUAUGCGUCAUAUCAAGUCUCUACGACUAUUGUUGGGCCAGCUAAAGGGUUGUAA
This is a messenger RNA of Penicillium psychrosexuale, 1107 nucleotides long. RefSeq lists its product as uncharacterized. Lineage: Eukaryota; Fungi; Ascomycota; Eurotiomycetes; Eurotiales; Aspergillaceae. The transcript has 2 exons. The coding region runs from base 1 to 1107 and encodes 368 amino acids. The record is from RefSeq and is a predicted model, not a curated record.